Molecule: messenger RNA, 2585 nt
Organism: Dermochelys coriacea (leatherback sea turtle)
Lineage: Eukaryota; Metazoa; Chordata; Testudines; Dermochelyidae
Gene: MPHOSPH10
Product: M-phase phosphoprotein 10
Exons: 11
Coding region: 549-2522 (657 amino acids)
Biological process (GO): rRNA processing
Cellular component (GO): small-subunit processome; Mpp10 complex; sno(s)RNA-containing ribonucleoprotein complex
Source: RefSeq, a predicted model, not a curated record
GACAGCAUCAAGCAUGCCGGGAGCUUGGAGGUAGCCCCUGGGGGCGGGAGCUAGGCAGGUGUGACAUUGGCAGCGCAGCGAGGGCCUAGUCAGGGCCUGCCGAGACUGGAGCGCUGGGGGCAGAGCAGCCCCCUUGGGCGCGAGAAGGGCCGUGUGGGCAGGAGCUGGGCCAGGCCGUGUAACCCAUGUGGUGCAGGCGGCAGUGCGGUUUCCGUGGCACCCAGAGCCUCUCCUCUGUGAUACAUUUGAAAGCUGUUUUGGAAGCUACUCCCGUGGGGGCAGGAAUUUGCUGGCGUGAACGAGUCUCUGGGCCUUGCAAUCCCUUCCCCUUCCGGGAGGGUCUCCCACCCUGUGGCACACGCGGCCGCCCGGCCGGUGACGAGGGAGGAUCCCGAGGCGGAACCCUUGCGAGGCGGAACCUUUCCGCCAGGGCCCGCGUUGGUGUCCGGAGCGGGUUGGCGGACUUGUUCGCUGGAGCCCUGGUGUGACUGAGGCCCCGCCUCCCGACCUCUUCCCAUGUGGGUCUGAGACUCCGAGUAGAGGCUAAGAUGGCGGCGCCCCGCCAGCGGCUGGAGACGUGUCUGAAGCUGCUAGGUGCUGCCGCGGCGCAGCCGGAGCGCUUCCUCAGUGUGCAAGAUGGACUGGCUGCAGACUUCAGUUCUUUGACAAAGACUCUUUAUGAUUUGCAUAAGGCACUAGGGACAAAACUAGUCCGUGGGAGUCCUUUAAAAAAACUGAUAAUAGAAAACUUUGAUGAAGAACAGAUCUGGCAACAAAUAGAGCUACAGAAUAAUGCAGUUCUAGACUACUUCAAGAAAGCUGUUGUUAGAGAUGUUAAAGACAAAGAUCUGUACCUUUUCCCAGCCGAAGAAGAGGAUGACUUUGAGGCAGACGCUAGCAGUGAUAAGCAAAUGGAACAAGAAGAUAGCAUGGAAGCAGAAUCUGCCCGUAUUGAAGAUGAAAGUGAGGGUAAAGAAAAGCAAAGUAAAUCCAAAGUAAGGAAAAGGCAGAUAUGUAGUGAUGAGGAUUCAGAUGUUGACGAGCUAGAGCAACAGGUUCAAAAGUUGAAGAAGAGUACCUGGAAAAAAUCAAGAGAAAAGUCUGUAGUGGAUGAUAAAUUUUUCAGCUUGGCUGAGAUGGAAGCCUUUUUGGAAGAUGUAGAGAAAGAAGAAAGCAUGAAGGAGGAGGAGGAGGAGGAGGAGAUUGAUUAUUUUGAAGAUAUUCUUUCUGAUGAGGAUGAAGAAGAAUCUGAAAAAGAUAAAAUCAAGCCAGUUAAAAGUUCUAGAAAUUUGAAAUAUAAAGAUUUCUUUGACCCUGUUGAUGACAAUGAUGACCUCGCUAAUGAUAGUGAAAAUGAUCAGAAUGAUGAAGAGGAGGAGGAUGAAGAAGGCAUUUUUGAUGAGAUUGAGGAAAAUACUGAAAUGGAUGUAAUGGAACAGAAUGUGAAAACUAAAGAAGUCUCUAAAAAGGUUACUUUUAACUUACCAGAGGAUAGUGAAAAAGAAGACAAUACAGAUAUACCAGAUGAGAAGAGAACUGAUCCCAUUGGAAUAAAAUCUUCUUUUGAGAAAAGGCAGGAAAAGAUGCAUGAAAAAAUUAAAUCUCUAGAAAAGGAGUUGUUGGAGGAAAAACCUUGGCAGCUUACAGGAGAAGUGACUGGACAAAAACGACCUGAAAACAGCCUUUUGGAGGAAUCUUUGCUCUUUGAUCAUGCGGUCAGAAUGGCUCCUGUGAUCACAGAGGAAACCACCUUUCAGCUUGAGGAUAUUAUCAAACAGAGGAUAAAAGAUCAGGCUUGGGAUGAUGUAAUACGUAAAGAAAAAGCAAAAGAAGAUGCCUUUGAAUACAAGAAGCGUCUAACUCUGGAUCAUGAAAAGAGCAAAUUGAGUCUUGCUGAAAUCUAUGAGCAGGAAUAUUUGACACUCAACCAACAAAAAACUGAAGAGGAAGAAAAUCCUGAACACAUAGAAAUUCAGAAAAUGAUGGACUCGCUCUUCCUAAAAUUGGAUGCUCUUUCCAAUUUCCACUUCACACCUAAACGACCCGUGCCAGAGGUUAAAAUCAUCUCAAAUCUUCCAGCUAUAAUUAUGGAGGAAGUAGCACCAGUUAGUGUUAGUGAUGCAGCUCUCCUGGCUCCAGAGGAGGUUAAGGAAAAGAAUAAAGCUGGAGAUGUGAAAACAGAUGCAGAAAAGACUGCCACAGACAAAAAACGAGAACGAAGAAAGAAGAAGCUUCACAGACGUAUGAAGCUAAGGGAGAAGAAGCAACAUCAAAAACUCCUGGAAAAAACAAAACCAAAACAAGGUGCACAACUCAGCAAACAAGCUUUUGCGGCAAAAUUAAAAAAGCUCACCAAAGAAGGCAAAACAACUUUGCUCAAGGAUGAAGGUAAAGACAGGGCUUUGAAAUCAUCUCGGGCAUUCUUUUCUCAAUUACAAGAUCAAGUAAAAAUGCAAAUCAAAGGUGCAAAGAAAAUACAGAAGACACAGCAAGAAUUUUCUGCUCAAAAACUUAAAUUAUAAUACAUUUUAUACCUGCUAUAUCUUGUAUAUAUUAAAGUAAAUGUUUCUAAUUUGUUAACAUUG